UUGUGGUUCUCCAAAACACAAUGAAGCUGAGAAUAGCAAGAAGAAGAGCUCUGGGGUGUUAGAGAGGAACAGUAGCUGAUCUGCUGAAGGGGCAGUAUGGUGGCGUGGUGGGUAGCGCUGUCACGUCACAGCAAGGAGGUUCGUGUCCCUGGCCAGGCUACAUGUGUGGAAUUUGCAUGUUCUCCCCAUGCCUGCUUGGGUUUCCUCCGGGUUCUCUGGUUUCAUCCCACAGUCCAAAGACAUGGAUCAUGCUAAAUUGCCCCUAGAAAUGAAUGUCUUCCUGCUGUAAGUCCUGUCCUGCUCCUAGUGUCCACUUUCCUGUGCAGCCCUAAUUUGUGUCUACAAACAUCAAGAAACGGCACCAAAAGAAAUACGUCACAGUGCUAAAAUUAGGAAAAAUUAAAUGAGGACAUGGCAUCUGGAAGCUCCAGUACUCAGAAAACAUCUUCUGCAACUCUCCACCUAAACACAACUCGCAGACGAACAAAGAAGAUUAAAGACAGAGACAAGAUUUUCCACUGCUCAGAGUGUGGAAAGAGUUUUACUGUACAGAGCCACUUCCGCAGACACCAGCGCAUUCACACAGGAGAGAAACCGUAUCACUGCUCAGACUGUGGAAAGAGUUUUAGUCAGCAGGGUCAUUUCAAAAUACACCAGCGCGUUCACUCAGGAGUAAAACCGUAUCACUGUUCAGAGUGUGGACAGACUUUUAAAGAAAGUGGGAACCUUAAGACACACCAGCGCAUUCACACAGGAGAUAAACCAUAUCACUGCCCAGAGUGUGGGAAGAGUUUUAGUCAGCAGGGUCAUCUCCAAGCACACCAGCGCAUUCACACAGGAGAAAGAGUGUAUUACUGCUCAGAGUGUGGGAAGAGUUUUAAUCAUCAGGGUCAUCUCCAAGCACACCAGCGCAUUCACACAAGAGAGAAGCCAUUUCACUGCUCAGAGUGUGGACAGAGUUUUAGACAAAGUGGUUCCCUCAAGAAACACCAGCGCAUUCACACAGGAGAGAAACCAUAUCACUGCUCAGAGUGUGGGAAGAGUUUUACUAGAAAGAAUACUCUCCUAACCCACCAGCGCCUUCAUACUGGAGAGAAACCGUAUUACUGCUUUGACUGUGAACAGAGUUUUAGAGAAAUUGGUAACUUUAAGAAACACCAGCGCGUUCACACAGGGGAGAAACCGUAUUACUGCUCAGAGUGUGGGAGGAGUUUUAGAGAAAGUGGUACCCUCAAAAUACACCAGCGCAUUCACACAGGAGAGAAACCGUAUGCCUGCUCAGAGUGUGGAAAAAGCUUCAGACAUUCAAAUUUAAAGAGACACAAAUGCAUUAAGAGGUGCGUCAAAACGAAAACCAUGAUUUAAUCAUUUGGGGCAACCAACUUGGCCCAUUGGUUAAAUUAUUUAUUCAUUAUAAGUACAAAUGUUUAGUACAUUUGGUUUUUCAAGAUGCAAAGAAAAUAUGUAUGCUCUUAUGCAUGUUAUUUGUUGUUUACAGUACUAGACAUAACAAGAAACUGCAUACAAAUUCUAUUAAAGAAAAAUAUCUAAAGAUU
Molecule: messenger RNA, 1556 nt
Organism: Pygocentrus nattereri (red-bellied piranha)
Lineage: Eukaryota; Metazoa; Chordata; Actinopteri; Characiformes; Serrasalmidae
Product: gastrula zinc finger protein XlCGF7.1-like
Exons: 3
Coding region: 412-1365 (317 amino acids)
Biological process (GO): regulation of transcription by RNA polymerase II
Molecular function (GO): RNA polymerase II cis-regulatory region sequence-specific DNA binding; DNA-binding transcription factor activity, RNA polymerase II-specific
Source: RefSeq, a predicted model, not a curated record